AGUGAAAAUCAGUAGGGGAAACGCGAACUGUGGUGGGUGACGAGCUCACUAACAGAACAACUGCAUUGCAAGGUUGCUGUGCACGGACCACUCUUCUGAUUGGCACCGUGCUGAUUAAGAAGACUCAAUGUUGCUUACCUAAACCAACAUUGAAGUUGCCGAGGCAUCUCAUCUGUGUUCAGUCGUUUCAACAGCAAGAGCUCUGAUCAAGUCUGCUUGUUCUUUAUUACAAGACCAAUGAAAUACUUGGGUCAAUUGAAGCUUGGAUUUUAAUAAUCCAAAGCUUGCGAACCAAGUAUUGCAAUGGCGACUCACAGACAACCUAAAGUGAUCCUAUUCGACAUCGGCGGCGUUUGCGUUAUCUCGCCUUUUCAGUCAAUAUUAGACUAUGAGCUGAGUCUAGGGAUUCCGCCAGGAUGGAUCAACUAUUCGCUUUCGAAAACAGCACCCAAUGGGUUUUGGCACAGACUAGAGAAAGGCGAGAUCCCUCUGAAUGAUGCAUUCUAUGCCGGCUUUCACGCGGACCUUCAUGACCCUGCGAGGUGGGACGCGUUUUACAAGGUUCAGCAGUCAAAGAACCCAAGUCUUCCUAUUAAGGUUCCUCCGGUACCAAAGAUCGAUGAACGUUGGCUCUUCAAUGAUAUGAUGACAUCCUCUACCGCCCCGGAUCCGUGGAUGUAUCCGGCCCUGAAAAACUUGAGGAAGAGCGGAAAGUUUAUUUUGGCCGCGCUCAGCAACACUGUCAUCUUCCCUCGCGGCCAUCCACUUUAUCGAGAGGAUUUCUUCUCCGAACCUAUUCGAAGUCUGUUCGAUGUCUUUGUAUCGUCGGCGCAUGUGGGCUUAAGGAAGCCGGAUCCUAAGAUCUACGAAUACGCCCUCAACAAGGUAGACAAGACCGCCAAACUCUACGCCAAGAAGGGAAAAGGUAUAUCGUUAGGCUGGCAAGAUGGUGUCAGACCUGAUGAGAUUGUUUUCCUCGACGAUAUUGGCGAGAACUUGAAGGCAGCUAAGGCACUAGGCUUCCGAACCAUUAAGGUAUCUCUAGGCAGGUCGUACGAGGCAGUCGAAGAGCUAGAGGCUAUUACUGGGCUGAAGUUAGCCGGCAAUCGUCCUAAGAUACCUAUUACACCUCAGUUAGGGGGUUCAAAGGCAAAAUUAUAGCUGGAUAACUGUUUACAAUAAACUACAAUCGGCAUCCAUUAUAUGACAUUUCCAGGACUGCUUUCGGGAACAAGAUCAUCACGCUUCCGUAGCUUAUACCCUUAGGGUGUACUUACCCAAGGAUUGCUCUCACUUUUCUAUUACGCUAGAUAUCCAUUUAUGUAUGAAGAUAUCGCAUACAUAAUCAAACUCGAUUCAGAUAUUUGAAACAUAGAAUGAUGUUCGAGAAAAGUAUCAUCGUAAUUACACAUGUAGUUAUUAUCUCCGGGACCAAAUUAGCU
Molecule: messenger RNA, 1442 nt
Organism: Hypoxylon fragiforme
Lineage: Eukaryota; Fungi; Ascomycota; Sordariomycetes; Xylariales; Hypoxylaceae
Product: HAD-like protein
Exons: 2
Coding region: 304-1161 (285 amino acids)
Source: RefSeq, a predicted model, not a curated record